Molecule: messenger RNA, 581 nt
Organism: Penaeus chinensis
Lineage: Eukaryota; Metazoa; Arthropoda; Malacostraca; Decapoda; Penaeidae
Exons: 2
Coding region: 104-454 (116 amino acids)
Source: RefSeq, a predicted model, not a curated record
ACAAGUGUUAGCGCGCCGAGCCGCGGUUGAUUAGGAAGGGCAUCCAAUCAGGCAAGGGUGGAUAUUGACAUAUAGCCUCUCAAAAGUGAAUUGAGAGAGACUUAUGUCCUGCAGUUCCUUAGCAAAUGGACGGAACCCCAGUCCUCUCGCUCGAAGCCACGGCGAUGAUGGAUCUAACGGAUUAACCCUUGACGUGUGGAUAGGGAAGUUGAACGUCCCAGAAAUGGAGCUCUGCUGUGAGGUCAGUCGAGACCACAAGCCGUUUAUUACAGACUUCGUAAUAGACACGGGGGCGUUCAGGUCAGCAAUCCGUUAUAUGGUGCUGGAGGAGGCAACAGUAACGGACCUGAUCGAACCCUGCGCCGACGAGCGGUUUAAGGGCACCAUCAUGAAAAUAUCCUCCACUAUCUGGGGACCAAAUUGCGGACGAGUUCCAAUUUUGGGUCUGGCAUAAUUCCCCAUGGAGUUUGCUGGGGAUGGAUUUCCUCACGAGCACCUGCAGCGUCCUCGAUCUGAACCCCGCGGGCUAGCGCUUGUGGCUCUACCGAAAACCCGAGAGAACUUUGACAAACUGAAACGAA